AUGACCGCCCGCUUCACAAAAUUUCUUGCCAACACAUUCAAACUCGCCACCAGCGAUGUGGCCAAUCAAUACGCCCUCCCUGUGAAAUCAAUGACCGGCGCAUUCGUGAGCAGUUAUGGAGCCAAAAAAUCGAGGAGGCUCAACGAGAAAGUGGUGGAAUCAAUGGGAGUGGGAAGAGACGAUUUCGUGUUUGAAAUCGGAUUCGGAAGGGGUGAUGCGAUGGGAAUGUGCUUUGAGAAGGUUAAAGAGGGACGGGGAAUGAUCUUCGGAGUGGAACGUUCCGGCUACAUGAACGAGCGAGCCUUCAAACGAUUCGUUCUGGAAAUUGCUGAAACCGACAAAAUCCGUAUCGACUCGGCGGUCGACCUCCGCAAUCUACCGUACCCCACCGAUCUAUUCAAUCAUGUAUUCCACGUGGAUUUGUUCUAUUUCUUACAACAAGACUCGCUAGUCGAUAUCAAUCGGGAACUUUUGAGAGUACUGAAACCAGGUGGUACACUGACAUGUGGAAUGCAAUUUGAUCGAUUGAAAAAGCUGACAGAGCAUCGGAUUCUCGAAGAGACUCAAUGGGAUCCGAUGAGAUAUUUGUGGGCGUUAGAAGCAGCGGAGUUUAGUGAUGUGAAGAUCAACUACCACACGGAUCCUCAAAUGGGUGAAUAUCAAAUAAUCUCUGCACGAAAAUCGACGGACCCUCUAGACGGUCAGGAUCCGGAGGAAUUGAUGGAAAAGUUGUCGAUGGAUAUGAAGAAAGAGAGAUUAGCUGUGGCGAUGAUGAAUGAUAAGAAGGAUGCCGAGGACAGUUUAUAA
Molecule: messenger RNA, 807 nt
Organism: Caenorhabditis remanei
Lineage: Eukaryota; Metazoa; Nematoda; Chromadorea; Rhabditida; Rhabditidae
Exons: 3
Coding region: 1-807 (268 amino acids)
Source: RefSeq, a predicted model, not a curated record